Molecule: messenger RNA, 1563 nt
Organism: Branchiostoma belcheri (Belcher's lancelet)
Lineage: Eukaryota; Metazoa; Chordata; Leptocardii; Amphioxiformes; Branchiostomatidae
Exons: 11
Coding region: 22-1563 (513 amino acids)
Source: RefSeq, a predicted model, not a curated record
CGUCAGACCAGCUACAGCCGGAUGACGGAUCAAGACGGCACCGCGUUUCAGGCGAUCUACGACACGCCGCGGAACUCGACUUACUCCGUGGACGAGACGGACUCCCAACAAACUGAAGAUAGCGGCACAUUCGACGCAGAAUACGACGGUGCGAACUGCACCAUGGGAGACUGGAAACAAGCCAGCUACAAGAAGGACACGCCCAAUACUCCACCCCCAGGAUAUGACAACAGCUAUCCUGAGACAUACUACCCAGGCGGCAAUACUGAAGAUACUCCGCCUCCUGUUGCUGACCAUGGCGUGACCCUGUCCAUCCCGGUUAACGCCACCGUGAGCGCCACCAGCGAUGGCGACGGCGACUCGACUUCCAACAGGACCUACAUCUCAUCCUACGGGAUAACGGACCGGGAGUACGGGCGUCGCGGGUCGGCUCGGCUGCUCCGCCGGGUGGGGAAGAUCUCCCUGGCCGCCGGGAUCCUGGCCCUGCUCGGCAUGGCCUGCGCUACUCUGGUCAUCGCCAAGCAAACCAAACAGAACAACGCUGACGUCAAUCUGCUGAAAACUCAGAACCACCUGGACCAGCUGGCCCGGAAGAUGAGCUUCAGCCUGACCUCCCUCCUCCACCUGCGCCAGAAGGCAGCUGGUAACCAUGGACACGAGCAUGCGCACGAACACGACCACGAACACGAGCACGGCAACCCCACGGAUCAUCCAAGCCCACCGAUCUCUCCUGACAUGGACGCUGACAAGAAGAAGGCCACUGACCCUGACCUGGAAACCAAACCGGAUGUGACGCCAACUCCCGACGAUGACGACUUCCUGCCUUCCCAUGGUUGGUUCAUGGGACCAGACCCUGAGGAGGUCAAGCCUCCCACUCUGGAACCACUGCGUGCCAAAGGACUGCCUACUUCCUGCAAUGACAUCCCUGACAGGGACGACGGACUGAAGGGUAUCUUCCCGUUCCGGAACUGCAACGUGUCCAUCGAGGUCUACUGCCACGACAUGUCCAAGAACUACCCCGCCGAGUACAUGGAGCUCCAUUACCCGUACAGGACCCUGAAGGCCUUCCACCCUUCGACUGGACAUACCGAAGUCAGGUAUGAGAAAGUGCGGGUGAAGUUUGAGGGCGAGAAAAUCGUGCCUGUGCUGUCUGACCUGACGUUUGCCACCUUCACCAAAGGUCAGACCCUGCCGCCUUGUGCCCUGGUCGGAACCUGUAAGCCCGGAGAGGAGGACCAGUGCUGCACCUCGGCUCGGGCUGACCUCACCUUCGCCAACCCUGACCUGAAGGUGGUCGGAGGUGAGAGCGUCGGCCCUAACGGAAGGCCCCUGACCAGGCCCAGGUCUGUCCCGCGCUUCAGCAUGCUGUUCCCGAGCACACCGACUCUGUCCAAGGCCUGCGGAGGCUUCCGCAAGAGGAUACCGACGGCCUGUGGGGACAUCACCACCCUGCCGUACCUGGAGCAGAAGACGUGCCGCGCCAAGGGUGAGCCCGACCCCUACCCUCCGCCUCCCAUGGGGCCGGAGGAAAUCGCAAUGAUACAAUCCCUGCUGAACAACUAA